UAUGCCCCUUUAAGAUAAAAUAUAUAAUUAUUACUGUCACUUGCGUGUGAGACAUAAUGCCUCAAAACAUUGCAAUAAUUGGAGCUGGAAUUAUUGGCUUAUCCACUGCUUGUAAGAUACAGGAAGAUAUACCAGGAUGUCAGUUGACAAUAUUCUAUGAUGAAUGUUCACCCAACACAACAGGAGAUAUCUCUGCUGGUUUAGUUUGUCCUUACCAAAAUGGAAAUGAUGAAGAAGACCAGGCCAUUUAUGUUCGAGAAACAUUGAAGCAUUUACGAGUGUUGUACAACAGGCAGGACGCCUUUGAAAUUGGUAUCAGCAAAAUGUCAGGCUUCAUAAUUGGUGGAAAUAUCAUAAAACCAAAUGCAUUUAAAGAAUUCCCAAACUUCCGUAAAGCAAGUGAAGCAGAGUGCCAUCACUUUUUGAGAGAUACUAAAGAAAGGCCAGUGUACACAUUGACUACUUGGAUUUGUGAAUGCACAAGCUAUCUACCAUGGUUGAUCAAGAGUAUUGAACUAAAAGGUGGAAAAUUGAUAAAAAAACACAUUUCUUCGUUUGAGGACUUAUCCGAUUUUGACAUUAUUAUAAACUGUGCUGGCAUUGGGGCCAAGUUUCUUACAUCAGACAAAGAAUUGUAUCCAGUCAAAGGGCAGGUAUAUGCCGUUGAAGCUCCUUGGAUUAAACAUUUCUAUUUGUUCGGUAACAACUACAUUAUUCCACGCUUAACUGAUGUAGUUAUUGGAGGGACAAAGCAGUAUGACAAUUACAACUUGGAAGUUGACGAAAAAGACUCCGAUCAAAUAUGGAGUAACUGCUGUAAGUUUGAACCAAGUUUGCGAUACAGCAAAAUCAAAAGUCAACAUGUUGGGUUAAGACCAAAGAGAACUUCCAUCAGAAUUGAGCUGGAACAACAAAAACUAAGUGGUCGCACAGUCACCAUUCUUCAUAACUAUGGCCAUGGUGGUUCUGGUGUCUCUAUGCAUUGAGGAUGUGCAAUAAAAGCAUCUCAUUUACUUCAACAGCACUUGAGUUUCUUAAAACUCUGAUUAACCAAGUGUGAAGUGCUUAUUAAUCUUUAUGAAGCUAUAUUUUUAAAGUCAUUUUUAUGUAUUUUUUAAAGCUAUAUAUAUAUUUAUGGCAAAAUGGUUAGCCCGCCUGCCUGUAAAAGGGAAUUGGUUCAAGGCUUGUUGCUACUACCAUUGUGGGCGUAUGUGUCCUUGGGCAAGACACUUAACAGCAAUUACUACAACCCAGUGGUCACUAACGGGGUGUCAAAGUUAUCACCCAUAAAUAAAAAAGAAAAAACAUACCCUCCCCCCAAAAUGAUCACCCACAAAGUAACAUACAUGGUAACUCGUAAGCUGGCACGAGGUGUAUGAAUGCCUGUGUUAUAACGGCUACUGUUUACUGGCUACGUGAGGAUAAAGGAAGUUACAUUCAUUUAUUCAUUCAUACUUUUAAGAUGAACUCCAACAUUCGUUUCCACAUAAUUCGGUCCUAAAC
Ciona intestinalis (vase tunicate) is the source of this 1503-nucleotide messenger RNA. The record is from RefSeq and is a predicted model, not a curated record. Lineage: Eukaryota; Metazoa; Chordata; Ascidiacea; Phlebobranchia; Cionidae.